Messenger RNA from Penicillium angulare, 1104 nucleotides. RefSeq names its product putative tartrate dehydrogenase. The transcript has 3 exons. The record is from RefSeq and is a predicted model, not a curated record. NCBI's taxonomy places the organism in Eukaryota, Fungi, Ascomycota, Eurotiomycetes, Eurotiales, Aspergillaceae. The coding region runs from base 1 to 1104 and encodes 367 amino acids. Gene Ontology annotation, molecular function: magnesium ion binding; oxidoreductase activity, acting on the CH-OH group of donors, NAD or NADP as acceptor; NAD binding.
AUGUCGCCUUCUACCCUUCCAAGUAAAAAGACCUACAAGAUCGCCGCUAUCCCGGCCGAUGGCAUUGGUCCCGAGGUUAUCAAUGCUGGUAUCACAGCACUGAAUGCUUUGACCGAUACCCUCCAGACAUUCAAGCUGAACUUCAAGAACUACGACUGGAGCUCCGAGACUUACAAGAAGACUGGAAAAUACAUCCCGGACGGUGGUCUCGAUGAGUUGAAGAAGCACGAUGCCAUUUUCUUUGGUGCUGUUGGUGCUCCAGAUGUUCCUGACCAUAUCUCCCUGUGGGGUCUCCGUUUGGCCAUUUGCCAGCCUCUGCAGCAAUACGCCAAUGUGCGUCCUACCAGGGUCUUCCGCGGUACCGAGUCUCCUUUGCGCAAAUGCAAGAAUGGCGAUUUGGACUGGGUAAUUGUCCGUGAGAACAGUGAGGGUGAAUACGCUGGACAGGGUGGCCGAUCUCACGCUGGUAAGCCUUGGGAGGUCGCGACCGAGGUCUCCAUUUUCUCUCGCCAUGGUGUUGAGAGAAUCAUGCGCUUUGCAUUCGAGACCGCCCAGAAGCGUCCACGAAAGCUUCUCACUGUCGUCACUAAGAGCAAUGCCCAGCGCAACGGCAUGGUUCUCUGGGAUGAGGUCGCCAAGUCUGUUGCUGAGGACUUCCCCGAUGUUACUGUUGAUAAGAUGCUGGUUGACGCCAUGACUACUCGCAUGGUUCUGAAGCCCGAGAGCUUGGACACCAUCGUUGCCACGAACCUGCAUGCGGAUAUUCUUUCUGAUCUUGCUGCCGCCUUGGCUGGAUCCAUUGGUAUUGCCCCUACCUCCAACCUAGACCCAACCCGCGAGUUCCCUAGUAUGUUUGAGCCUAUCCACGGCUCUGCCUUCGACAUCACUGGAAUGGGUAUCUCCAACCCUGUUGCCACUUUCUGGACAGCCGCCGAGAUGCUUGCUUGGUUGGGCGAGGAGGAUGCAUCUAAGAAGCUCUUGGACUGCGUUGAGAACGUCUGUGAACAUGGUGUGCUCACUCGUGACCUGGGUGGUCAAGCGACUACCAAAGAGGUCACUGAUGCUGUUGUGGCAGAGAUUAAGAAGUUGGGAUCGACAAAAUAA